AGAGGAAGUAGCGCAGAUUCGCUUGUCUUGCGCGUGUCUGUUUCUGUCCUCUUAUAAUUGAGCUUUAUUAUAUGUUAGACGAGUUUAUGAACACUCCAACCCUUGCAAGUCUUGUUGCUUACUGACUCGAUCAUCGUUGGGUUUGCAGGAAUUUCAGGAAGCCAUGAAGGACAGCCUGAAGUUGCUCACCCGUUUCAGUGCUCACCCAGACUCCCGUUGCUGGUUCGUUGCAUGGAACCCCAAUGGUACCCUACUGGCCUCUUGUGGAGGAGAUCGUGCGGUCCGAGUGUGGGGUCGCGAAGGUGACUCUUGGGUCUGCAAAUCAGUUUUGUCAGAGGGUCACCAGAGGACUGUCCGGAAAGUAGCUUGGUCACCCUGUGGAAAUUACUUGGCCUCUGCCAGCUUUGACGCCACUACCUGCAUCUGGAAGAAGCAACAAGAUACUUUUGAGUGUGUGACAACACUGGAAGGUCAUGAGAAUGAAGUAAAGUGUGUUUCCUGGGCACCGUCUGGAAAUCUCUUGGCAACAUGCAGCAGGGACAAGAGCGUCUGGGUUUGGGAAGUUGAUGAAGAGGAUGAAUACGAAUGUGUCAGUGUGGUGAACUCACACACGCAGGAUGUGAAGCAUGUCAUUUGGCAUCCUAAUCAGGAGCUACUGGCCUCGUGCAGCUAUGACAACACUGUCAAGAUCUACAAAGAGGAUGAUGACGAUUGGAUUUGUUUGGACACACUGGAGGGUCAUGAAUCCACAGUGUGGAGUGUGGAUUUUGAUAAAAGUGGCCAGCGGCUUGCUUCCUGUAGUGAUGAUAAGACUGUUAAAAUCUGGAGGGAGUACCUGCCUGGAAAUGAGCAAGGAGUAGUCUGUAAAGGCAGCGACCCAUGCUGGAAAAGUAUUUGUACCUUAUCUGGAUUUCACACACGGACAAUUUACGACAUUUCUUGGUGUCACCUGACAAACGUUAUUGCAACUGCCUGUGGUGAUGAUGCCAUUAGAGUGUUUGAAGAGGAUGCAGCUUCUGAUCCACACCAGCCCAUAUUCAGAUUGAUGGCUCACGUGCCCAAAGCUCACUCUCAAGAUGUAAAUUGUGCAGCCUGGAACCCAAAGGAAGGAGGUCUUCUAGCGUCAUGCAGCGACGAUGGAGAAAUUGGCAUUUGGCUGUAUGAGCCACAGAACUGAAGUGGAAGGGGUGGGUUAUACGCACCAGCGUGCUUUUGAAGCAGUGGUUCCUGCUGGGCACCCUUUCUUUUCUGCUCCCCCUGCUACUUUCCCAUCCUCAGCAGGUCCAUCAGCACCCUGCAGUGUAUGUUGUAUUUUAUGUACAUUUAACCAGGCUGUAGCUACCAAAAUAAGUACGUUUAUGGGACAGUAAAUGACAAAUAAUGUAGAUCUGGGUAGAAAAUUGACAAAUGAUCCUCUAAAAUAAUAAUAAAGAAAA
Erpetoichthys calabaricus (reedfish) is the source of this 1436-nucleotide messenger RNA. It is a transcript of the gene ciao1, whose product is annotated as cytosolic iron-sulfur assembly component 1. The record is from RefSeq and is a predicted model, not a curated record. Gene Ontology annotation, cellular component: cytosolic [4Fe-4S] assembly targeting complex. Bases 164 to 1177 code for a protein of 337 amino acids. Gene Ontology annotation, molecular function: protein binding. Gene Ontology annotation, biological process: iron-sulfur cluster assembly. The transcript is spliced from 7 exons. Lineage: Eukaryota; Metazoa; Chordata; Cladistia; Polypteriformes; Polypteridae.